GCGUUGCGGGCUGGUUAAAGCGAUUACUGGGCACGCCAGCAGGCGUUCUUCUCUCUACAAGUCUCUUUUGGCUAACUUAUCAGACCCUUUUUGUUCUUUUUCCUUCUGUUUAUUGACUAUCUAGAAGACAGCAGAAUACGAAACUAACGCUUUCGUUGUCGUAUUUCCGAAAAUGGCGACUGCGUUCAAGAAGACGCCUGUGGUAAACCCAUUAACGUUUGGUGAGAAAAACACGCCUGAUGCACUUUAUUGGAAAAGUUUAGACAUUCCAAUAACAAAAAAGGAAUAUGGAGCCAUCACCAGCAUUGACUUCUCUUCAGUCUCACCUUACAGCUAUGCUGUCACCAACUCAACUAGAGUCCAGAUCUACAGCGCCAGGUCGAACCAGAUAAUUAGGAGCCUCAACCGUUUCAAAGAGGUGGCCCGCAGUGGGAGCUUCAGAGCCGAUGGGAAGUUGAUCGUGGCUGGCAGUGACGAGCCAGUGGUGCGUCUGUUUGAUCCCACCACCCGCUCUCAGCUGCGCGUCUUUAAGGGUCACACAGGUCCCGUGAACGUGACCAAAUUCUUGUCGGACAGUCUGCGCGUGAUGUCCGCGUCCGACGACAAGACGGCGCGGGUGUGGGACAUCGCCACAGAAGCGGAGCUGAUCAAGUACGAAGAGCACACGGAUUACAUUCGAUGUGGGGUGGCGUGCAGAUCAAGUGCAGACAUAUUUUUGACAGGUUCCUACGACCACAAAGCCAAACUGUUCGACACCCGCAGAGAAGCCAGUGUGUUGACAGUUGAGCAUGGCCACCCGGUGGAGAGUGUACUCAUGUUCCCCAGCGGCAACAUCUUUAUGACUGCAGGCGGCAACGUGAUCAAAGUGUGGGAUGCAAUGGCCGGGGGCAGACUACUCACAACGCUGAGCCAUCAUCACAAAACAAUCACCUCCCUUUGCUUCUGCAGCCAACACAAGCGCUUUAUGUCAGGAUCACUAGACAGGCAUAUCAAAAUCUAUGACGUCAGCAGUUAUCAGCCUGUCCACUCGCUGGACUACCCAGGUGCAAUCCUCAGCUUGGCCGUGGCGCCAGAUGACAGUGUUCUGGCAGUGGGAAUGGCGGACGGCCUGCUGUCGAUACAGAGCAGGAACAAGGCGGAGAGAGGCAAGACGCCGAAGAAGAAAGCUUCAUUCCACUACAGACUGAAAGGGAAAACCUUCGUGGCUAAAGAGGAAGACAUUGUGGUGAUCAACACAAGGAAAGAGAAGAUGGCACGCUAUGACAGACUUCUCAAGCGCUUUGAGCACUCAAAGGCCCUGGACGCCGCCAUGGAACUUCAUACUCGCUGCAAGCAUCCGGAAGUGACGCUGGGCGUGCUGCAGGAGCUUAUCCGGCGAGGAGUGUUGCGGGCCGUCCUGGCGGGCCGGGACCCGCGCCACCUACAAGGCGUCCUGCGCUUCAUCCAACAGAACCUGUGUAAGCCGAACUUUGCGCCAACGCUUCUAGAUGUACUGGGAACAUUCUUUAGUUUGUACGAGGAGAGUAUUGGUGGCAACGCCCUCAUGGAGUCGCUGACAACGAAGGUGAAGAGAACCAUGGAGGAGGAGAUUUCCUACCAGAAGAAACUCAUGCAGCUGCAGGGCCUGAUGCUAGUUGUGAUUUCUGGGGCAACUUCUGCAGCAAGAGACGUCACUCCAGAAGCCUCUCUAACACUUUGACAACAAUUCUGACAUUCCUAGGACUCUUGAUGCUCAGAGAAGGUGCUUUUACUGUUCUUGGUGAAUGCUGUGAUGUGGCCAAAUUAUCGCCCCUCGGUGUGUGUGUUUCGACAUUCUUAGCAAAACUUGGAAGCCAGUGCCGUUGAGGAACAAUAAAAGGACUGUACAUUUUAUUUUUUUA
Pomacea canaliculata is the source of this 1880-nucleotide messenger RNA. Its product is annotated as U3 small nucleolar RNA-associated protein 15 homolog. Gene Ontology annotation, cellular component: nucleolus. The record is from RefSeq and is a predicted model, not a curated record. Gene Ontology annotation, biological process: rRNA processing; positive regulation of transcription by RNA polymerase I. Gene Ontology annotation, molecular function: protein binding. NCBI's taxonomy places the organism in Eukaryota, Metazoa, Mollusca, Gastropoda, Architaenioglossa, Ampullariidae. The transcript is spliced from 13 exons. The coding region runs from base 173 to 1699 and encodes 508 amino acids.